GCGCUCCGCCAUGUUAUCGAGGAAAUGCUGGAAUCCAUCAUUGCGUCCUGGCGAAGAUAGCGGCUACAGCCAGGUUUUCGAAACGCCCAGCUACCAUCACUAACAUCAAACCUCGAUCUUUUUAUUCGUCGCCUUUUAAAUUCCAUCGCCAGCGAAGCGGCUGGCUAAGGCGCUGCUAGUUUUUUUUCCUCUAUUGACCCGAAGGCCAAAGCGGCUGCCAUGGAUUUUUAAGGCAUAAUGCGGCACCUCUAAUGCAAUGGCAAUGCAUCGUGCAAGGCAAAAUCAACUGCGAGAUUCCAUCUUCGCAACUGCCAAGCAGUUGGGCUCCAGUACCGCCCGCGGUAUACCUGCGAGCCAACCGGUACCACUGCUUCUGGACCGAAGGAAGCUAACGCUAGCUAGCUAGGCGCCCCAGCUAACAUCAGCUGAUAAAGCGAUCGAUCCAUCGAUUCAUCUGAACGUACGUCAACAAUACCGAUCACCAUGAAACCUCAAGACAUAAUCACCGCGAAGACCAGUCUGUGGAUCUUCGGGUACGGGUCACUGGUGUGGAAGCCUGACUUCAAGUACAAGAGGAGCAAGGUCGGUUACAUUCAAGGUUACAAGAGACGUUUCUGGCACGGAGACAACUUCCAUCGUGGGAAUGAUGAGUUGCCCGGAAGAGUGGUGACGCUGAUCGAGGAUGAUGACGAGAGCACAUGGGGUGUGGCGUUUGAGGUGACCGGCUCUCAAGUCGAGGAGUCCCUCAAGUACCUAAACGUGCGCGAGACGGUCUGCGGCGGCUACGUCACCAAGAUGGUGGAUUUCUUCCCAGAGGGGGCAGGCCAGUCUCCGGUUCAGGCGCUCGUGUACAUCGCCACCGCUGACAACGCCCUCUACCUGGGGCCGGCCAGCCCGGAGGCCAUCGGCGCUCAGAUCGCGGUGUGCAGCGGGAAGACGGGCCACAACUUGGAGUACCUGCUCCGCCUGGCAGAGUUCAUGAGGCACAGCUGCCCACACGUGGAAGACCAUCACCUGUUCGCGAUAGAGGCGGCAGCAAUGGACACGGUGAUGUCCUAUCUGUUAGCAGCCCAGUAGCUCGUACCCUUUGUCUCACCGGCUUGUGAUGGAUGAAUGCACUACAUUUAAAACACUUCUCAAAUUUUAACCUGUUUCGCGUCUACGCUAGAAUCAUAACAUUCAGUGCAACUGAAUCCUUUUGAGUGCUACAGAUGUUAAACACCUCAUUGUUCACUGUAAAAAUCUGUGCAAUUUUAUUUUCACAAAGGUGCAUUAGCUGUUUUUAUUUCCAUGGUUCAGAUUCCGUCCAGCCCAUUCAGACCACUUGUUGCGGAAAUUAAACUUAUUUCCCAAAUGGCUGCUGUGAUGUAAUCUUCAAUCACUUUCCAUCCAGUGUAAAGACCAACAUCAAUAAAAUUCAAGAACUCUUAA
Molecule: messenger RNA, 1431 nt
Organism: Betta splendens (Siamese fighting fish)
Lineage: Eukaryota; Metazoa; Chordata; Actinopteri; Anabantiformes; Osphronemidae
Gene: chac1
Product: ChaC, cation transport regulator homolog 1 (E. coli)
Exons: 3
Coding region: 484-1077 (197 amino acids)
Biological process (GO): glutathione catabolic process
Cellular component (GO): cytoplasm
Molecular function (GO): gamma-glutamylcyclotransferase activity; glutathione specific gamma-glutamylcyclotransferase activity
Source: RefSeq, a predicted model, not a curated record